AUGGUAACUUAUAGAGGUAGAGGUAACUUUAACAGUUCCAACUUCUGCAUUUAUAUUUAAGGAUAUAAGAUAUUAAAAGGAUUUUGGAUGACAGCAUGGACAGAAACAAACAUAUUUGGCGAAUUAGAGACAUUAUUCAAGAAUAAGAAAUUAAAAGCUCCACCACACAAGUUAGUUCCAUGUUGUCAGUAUCAGGAAGCUGUUAUUAAUGCAAUUCAUACAGAUGGUCGAACAGAAGUGAAAUACAUUUUGGAUAUGACUAAAUCAUAA
Messenger RNA from Heterotrigona itama, 270 nucleotides. The record is from the annotation of a GenBank genome assembly. Lineage: Eukaryota; Metazoa; Arthropoda; Insecta; Hymenoptera; Apidae.